AUGAGUUUCCUCCGCACUACCCUCCGCCAAUCCAGCCGUGGAAUCCGCCAAUUCCACUCUACGCCAGCUAGGUUCAUUGCUGUCGGUGAUGCUAUCCCAGCCGUUGAAUUGAAGGAGGAUUCACCAGGCAAUGUGGUUGAUAUCGCUUCUGAGGUUGCGGGGUUGAAGAAGGCGGUUAUUGUUGGAGUGCCAGCUGCUUUUAGCCCUGCUUGUUCGGCGACACAUGUACCCGGAUAUAUCGCACACAAGGACAUCAAGAGCACACCGACAUACGUUAUCGCCGUGAAUGAUCCGUUUGUUAUGAAGGCAUGGAAGGAAUCUAUUCCCGGAGCUAAAGAAUCUGGUAUCCGCUUCUUGGCCGACGGUACCGGUGACUUUGCAAAGAAAAUGGGUAUGACUUUUGAAAAGUCUGUUGGAAUUUUUGGGAAUUUGAGGAAUAAGAGAUAUGCGGUUGUGGUUGAGAAUGGGAAGGUGAGCAAGGUGUUUGAGGAGGGUGAUAAUACUGGGGUUAAUGAUACUGUCGCAGAGAAGGUAUUGUAA
Molecule: messenger RNA, 540 nt
Organism: Orbilia oligospora ATCC 24927
Lineage: Eukaryota; Fungi; Ascomycota; Orbiliomycetes; Orbiliales; Orbiliaceae
Exons: 5
Coding region: 1-540 (179 amino acids)
Biological process (GO): cell redox homeostasis; hydrogen peroxide catabolic process; cellular response to oxidative stress
Cellular component (GO): peroxisome; mitochondrion; cytoplasm
Molecular function (GO): thioredoxin peroxidase activity
Source: RefSeq, a predicted model, not a curated record